AUGUGUCGCACACUUCUGACAGUGGUCCACCACGCCUGUCAGCCCAGCCACCUCACCCGCCAAACCCGCACGGAGCAAUGCUAUACCGCGCACCUCUUCGGCAUGCGCGUCUGCGCCCCCGGUCCACCACGCCAUAGCUUCUAUGAGCAACAUCUGCCUGGCGCCGCGUGCCAAUCCUGCGUCUACCAUCAUCGCGCCUACAACACUGACGCCGAAGACGAAGUGAACGACGACAUGGACAUCGACAUAGACCCUGCGGCCCUCCACAACCAACGGCUUCUCCUCCGACAGAAUGCGCUUUACCACCCGGCGUCAUACGUGGCACGCCCGCUGUCGCUCCUCCCCGCCACUUCAAACCCGCCGUACCUGGGCACAGGACAGCACACACACGAGCAGGUCCCAUAUGCAGGACCGUCCGUACCGAUGGGUGUCCGCAGCCCUCAUGUCAAUCGCCCACCCGUUGACCCGUUCGCGCCGCCGCAUGACCUUCCCCAGGGCGAUGAGUACCCGAGCGGCAAUUACCCUAGAGAUGUUUUUCCCAGCGCCAGUUACACCAGCGAUCAUCCCAGCGGUUACCCCAACGGCGAUGGGUACACUGAAGCAGCCAACAGCCCGCAUGAACCAGCACAAAUCCAGACGCAGCAGCAACAGCCAAGCGCACACCCAACCCGGGGCCCUCUCGUACCCAUAAUGGAAGACGAACGGGAAUACCACAGCGACACCAGCUACGGAGCAGGGAGCGAGGACUUCGUGCACAUCGAGCGUCCAUCCCAGUUUGACCGCAACCCCUCGCCACCGUGGCAGUCACCGCCCCCCAUCCCUCGCCGGCGCCGUCCGUACCUGUCGCACCUCCCGCAGCCCGGUCGUUCGCCCUCGACGUCGCCUCCCAUGUCAUCCGGCUACUACUCGUCCCUAAUGGGCAACCUGCGCGGCGGCGACGGCGGCGGCGACGGCGGCGGCGACUCCGGCUCCAGCUCCGACUCCUCCAGCACACUCGCACCCCCCAGCGACGAGGCGGAGGCUGGCGACAACGACGACGAAGAAAGGCAGCUACUCGAAGCGCUCGAACGGAGCGCGCGCGAGUUCGCGGAGCAAGCGGACGCCGAGCAGCAGCAGGCGGCGCAGCGCAGUCUACGCGAGCACGCCGACCGCGAGGAAGACGCCCUGCGCCGCGUCGCGGCCGAGAGCCUGCGCGACUACGCGGACGCGGAGCACGCGGCGCUGGUGCGGGCCAUGCACGACUCGGCGGCCGAGGCGGAGGAGCGGAGGAAGAGGGUGGAGAAGGAUGAGGAGCGCGAGGUGCUGAGGAGGAGCGUGCGGACGUGGCGGGAGGAGGUGGCGAUGAGGAUGGGGCAGGGAGGCAGCGAGCGUGGUGGUUCCGGCCGUGAGGGUGAGGAGAUGUUUAGGGGGUUUGCGGAUCUGGAUGACCUCUGGACGAAGAGGGCUGGUGUUGAUCACAGCAAUGCGGAAAAGGGCGAGAGUUCGACAGCCCAGAGAAGGGAAGAUCAGGUCCCUCAUCCUCCGACUCCCUCGUCGCCAAAGCCUGUUCAACGCGUCUGUCCUCCUCCACCGCCGACCGUCGAGGAUGAGCCGGAGCGUCCAGCGUGGUCAUUCGAAGGAGUUGCCAAUCAGCCGCAAGUGCAAGCCGACGAACCCGCCAUCAGGGGCCCAGCUGAUGAAAUAACCAGGGCAAUGGAGGCGGUUGACCUUUCCACCGAUCCGGCAGAGUACAUCAGAACGCAGAGGCUCGCGAGGUUCACUAGGAACAACGAUGAGCAAUAA
Messenger RNA from Lasiodiplodia theobromae, 1782 nucleotides. RefSeq lists its product as uncharacterized. The record is from RefSeq and is a predicted model, not a curated record. The transcript has a single exon. NCBI's taxonomy places the organism in Eukaryota, Fungi, Ascomycota, Dothideomycetes, Botryosphaeriales, Botryosphaeriaceae. The coding region runs from base 1 to 1782 and encodes 593 amino acids.